Trichoderma virens Gv29-8 is the source of this 1014-nucleotide messenger RNA. RefSeq lists its product as uncharacterized. Lineage: Eukaryota; Fungi; Ascomycota; Sordariomycetes; Hypocreales; Hypocreaceae. Gene Ontology annotation, cellular component: cytoplasm. The transcript is spliced from 2 exons. The coding region runs from base 1 to 1014 and encodes 337 amino acids. The record is from RefSeq and is a predicted model, not a curated record.
AUGUCUCUUCCAUCUAGGCGCCUCGGAACUGAUGGUCCCUUCGUCACAGCCAUUGGCUUCGGUGCGAUGGGCAUCAGCGCUUUCUACGGAGCCACGGAGCCUGAUGAGGAGCGUUUCAAGGUUCUUGAUCACCUUUACGAAACCGGAGAGAGAUUUUGGGACACUGCCAAUGUCUAUGGAGACAGCGAGGAACUUAUUGGCAGAUGGUUUGAUCGCAAUCCCGGAAAGCGGAAAGAUAUCGUGCUUGCAACCAAAUGGGGAAACCUGGGAGGGGGCAAGGUUCGAAAUGAUACUGAAUACGCUAAGCAAUGCGCUGAGGAGAGUUUGAGACGCCUUAGAACAGAUUACAUCGAUCUGUAUUACGUCCACAGAGUUGAUUCUAAUGUUCCCAUUGAGAUAACCAUCAAGGCCAUGGUCGAACUGAAGAAUAAGGGUUGGGUUCGACAUCUGGGCCUCUCCGAAGUCUCAGCUGAAACAUUGAGAAGAGCUCACGCUGUGCAUCGCAUCGCUGCCGUUCAGAUGGAGUACAGCCCUUUUGCCUUGGAAGUUGAAUUGCCAGAGACAAACAUGCUCAAGACAUGUCAAGAGCUCGGCGUCGCUAUUGUCGCCUACUCUCCUCUUGGCCGAGGAUUCUUGACUGGACAAAUUAAAGGACCCGAAGAUUUCGAGGCUGGAGACUUCCGAAUCAAUAUUCCUCGAUUCUCACCUGAGAAUUUUCCUAAGAACCUAGAACUUGUCGCCACUUUGAAAGAGAUUGCAGCUCGACACAACGCCACUAAUUCACAACUGGUCCUUGCCUGGCUCUUAAAGCAGUGGGAUAUGGUCAUUCCGAUCCCCGGCACUAAGAGGAUCAAGUACUACGACGAAAACAUGGGCGCACUGCAACUGAACAUUAGCGAUGAGGAGAAUGCAGAGAUCAGGAAAGCGAUUGACAAGGCAACAAUCAUUGGUAGCAGGUACCCUCCGGGUUGGGAAGCAGCUUUGUUUGCAGACACUGUUCCAUUGAAGGAAUAA